AUUUUUAAAUGGAGUUCCAGAAGCAGGUUUCAGAUUAAUAAAAUGGUUCCCAUGUUUUCAGGGAGAUCUUGGUACUGUCAAAUUGCCACAUUGCUGCCAGCAGGCCAAAUCCCACAACGUACCAUCUGCUUCAAGGCAAGGAGCGGACUCAUGCCUGGCUCCAUACCCUUUAAAAGAUCAUCUGAUCUUGUGCAGAAAUUUAUGAAGGCAGAGCGAUGGGGAAUCUGUUUCAGAAAGCAGACAUGGAACAAACAAUUCAACUAUCAGAGGCUCAACUUGGUCAUGUCAUCAGCGGCAGACGAUGGUAACAUUCCGCUGAAUCACAUUUCUGCAGCAAGCAUGAUCAAAAAGUUCUACACAUGCAUCAAUGAGAAAAGGUUGGAGGAAAUAGAUAAGUACAUUUCAGACAAUUGUUGCUUUGAAGACUGCUCCUUCUAUUCUCCAAUACAAGGGAAAAAGGAGGUUAUGCAUUUCUAUCAACAGCUUACUACAGGCAUGGUUCAGAAUGUGAAGUUCAGCAUUGAACACGUUUGUGAAGAUGAUGAAUUUACUGUAGGAGUAAAUUGGCACUUGGAAUGGAAAAGGACACAUAUACCGUUCACUAGGGGAUGCAGCUUUUACGAAUGCUCAGCAGAAGGGGAUAGAAUAGUCAUCAAGAAAGUUAGAGUUGUAACUGAGUCGCCUAUCAAACCAGGUGGUUUAGCAAUGAUUCUGUUAAAGAAUGUCACUGCAAUAUUCGAUAAUUUCCCAAACUUCGCAGAAUGGUUCUUAAAGAGUCCUCAUCUCAUCGUACAGUUCCUAAUGAAGAUUUACACUAGACUUCUGGCACCUUUUGUCAAUCCACUUAUGGGAGGCUACGCUAGAAUUUGGAGUUUUACGGCGCGAGUGUUUGCCUUAGCACUCAGCAUGCUACUGUACAUUUCAAAGAAAAAUUCACAAUAGAAAAAUGACUCUCACAGGUGCUUGUGUACAGAAAUAGUGACGGUUGCAUCAUGGGUCAAUCAUCAUCGCCAUCAUCGUGGCUCGAACACAUCUCUAACAACGUCAGGGCAACCAGAUGUCAAUGGAGACGGUUCAUGUCAUGCUGGCAAAAAUAAGAAGUAGAAAGCAAGUCCUUAAGAGAAUGCCUAUCUCAGCUUUACAAUUCCAAUUUAAUUAUAAGAAAUGAAAUGAUCGUCUCUGUAAACAUAUAAGAUGUAAUAAUGUUGAAAUAAAUUCAGCCAA
Molecule: messenger RNA, 1224 nt
Organism: Ricinus communis (castor bean)
Lineage: Eukaryota; Viridiplantae; Streptophyta; Magnoliopsida; Malpighiales; Euphorbiaceae
Exons: 7
Coding region: 43-942 (299 amino acids)
Source: RefSeq, a predicted model, not a curated record